Messenger RNA from Kockovaella imperatae, 1646 nucleotides. RefSeq names its product GDP dissociation inhibitor. Gene Ontology annotation, cellular component: cytoplasm. Gene Ontology annotation, molecular function: Rab GDP-dissociation inhibitor activity. The transcript has 9 exons. The record is from RefSeq and is a predicted model, not a curated record. The coding region runs from base 145 to 1500 and encodes 451 amino acids. NCBI's taxonomy places the organism in Eukaryota, Fungi, Basidiomycota, Tremellomycetes, Tremellales, Cuniculitremaceae. Gene Ontology annotation, biological process: vesicle-mediated transport; small GTPase-mediated signal transduction; protein transport.
GCUCAUCAGGUCUACAACAACGACAACGACGAGAUCAACUGCGAUAGCGAGUAACCAUAGCUUAUACUCGGGCUGGCUCCAUAUACACACUCCCUCUCCCCGAAUCAGUUACUCUUCUUCAUUCUGCGCUAGGCUGCCAGCACCAUGGAUGAGGAAUAUGAUGUCAUCGUUCUGGGCACCGGGCUCACCGAGUGUAUCCUGUCUGGACUCUUGUCCGUCGAUGGGCAAAAGGUGUUGCACAUGGACAGGAAUGAUUACUAUGGAGGUGACAGCGCGAGUUUGAAUCUGACUCAGCUCUACCAAAAGUUCCGUCAGACUGGACCCUCAGAGAAUUUGAACCUCGGACGUGAUCGUGACUAUGCAGUAGACUUGAUCCCAAAAUUCAUCUUGUCCUCUGGUGAACUCACUCGAAUGCUCGUUCACACCGAUGUGACGCGAUAUCUCGAGUUCAAAGUCAUCGCUGGUUCCUACGUCUACAGAGAUGGCAAAAUCUCAAAAGUCCCAAGUACGGAGAUGGAGGCGGUCAGAAGUCCGUUGAUGGGUCUUUUCGAGAAGAGGAGAGCCAAGAACUUUUUCCAAUACUUACAGAACUGGAAAGAGGAGGAUCCCGCGACUCAUCAGGGCCUCGACAUCAACAAGUGCUCCAUGAAGGACGUGUAUACCAAAUUCGGGCUCGAAGCGGGAACUCAAGACUUCAUCGGACACGCAAUGGCAUUGUGGCUCGACGACGACUAUAUCACCAAGCCUGCUCGAGCCACCGUCGACCGGAUCAUCCUUUACACCCAAUCUAUGGCUCGAUACGGUAAAUCACCCUACAUCUACCCGCUCUACGGUCUUGGAGAACUUCCCCAGGCAUUCGCUCGACUCUCCGCCAUCUAUGGAGGAACCUACAUGCUUGACAAGAAGAUCGAGUCCGUCAACGUCGGCGAAGAUGGCAAGUUCACCGGAGUCACUUCCGCGGGCGAGACGGUCAAAGCGAAGAAAGUCAUUGGAGAUCCUUCGUACUUUGGCGCGGGACAGGAUCUUGAAUCCGGAGGCAAAGUCAGGGUCAUCGAGACUGGCAAGGUGAUCAGGGCCAUCUGCUUGUUGAAGCAUCCCAUCCCCGGUACCGACGAGGCGGACUCGUGUCAGAUCAUCAUUCCCCAAAACCAAGUGGGAAGGAAGAAUGACAUCUACAUCGCCGCCGUUUCUUCUGCGCACAAUGUUGCCGCUCAGAAUGUUUGGAUCGCCAUCGUCUCCACGAUCGUCGAGACCAGCGUUCCGGAGAGAGAGAUCUUGCCUGCCCUCCAGCUCCUCGGCAAUGUCCUUGACAAAUUCGUCUCUAUCACUCCACUCUACUCUCCAACUUCGCCAGGUACCGCCGACAACAUUUACAUUACCAAAUCCUACGACGCGACGUCUCACUUUGAAACGGUCGUUGAGGAUGUCUUUGAUGUCUGGCAGAGAGUAAAGGGUGAGAAGCUGGUACUCAAGAAGCGAGAAGUCGAGGUUGAGGCGUGAUUGCAUGGUGAUAUAUGUAUUGUAGCUGCGUUUCUCGGUCAUGGUGCAUGUCUAUAGCUGAUGAAAUGGGAGGCCGCUUAUCGGACAUUUCGGGAGUACCGAAGAUGAUAAUAAUCGUGUAGCGAGUCGAGAUGCCUAAUGAUGAA